UCGUCACCCAUAUCGCCACAGGGUUCAAGACACUUGCCACUCACAGCUAGAGAAGAUAUAGACGUCUGACGAGUCUCGCUUCCCACAUAUAGGCCCGACUAGACAGUUGCAGAGAAGAAUAGACAGCAACGCACAAUGUCGUCCUCAGGGAACCUCGCACAGAUGUUUGCACAGAGUAUGCAACAGCAACAAGGGUCGCAGGAGCUCACCCACGAGCCCCCUAGCGUUUCACAGGCUGUAUACGCCGAAGACGACGACCAUUUCGAAAACACAACGUUCCAGUUGAAGAGAACCCGCUCCAUGGGUCUCCUUGACGAGUUCAUUGCCCCAACAAAGAAACUCCUCGAAGAGCAGGCUCAACAGAAGCAACUACAAGCUCAGCAACAAGAUGAGAACCGAAUAGAAUCCCAGCCGCUUAAGAGCAGGACUUCUUUAGACUUUGACGAGAGCGCCAACUCUGGAGAAUUCAUCGAAAACGUUGACGAUGUACCAGCCAAAGAGGAACAUAAGAAUGUCAACACCGCUCAAAGUGUAAUAACGUAUGAUUAUGACGAAAACGAACUUGACCAUGAUAGCAAACCUGAAACACAUAACGAUGAGAACACCCCUGUGUCUCCGUUGUUGCCCGAUGCAGAGGAGUUUUACCAACCCCAUGAUGAUAAUGACAUCGUUUAUGAACCUUCAAGACACGUUGACUAUCUAUCCCACGACUGGAAAGAGGCAGAUAUCUCAAAGUCUUGGAGAUAUAUCGUGCUCAAACGUAAAGACGUUGCAAACUCUGCUCGAUUGGAAAAUGCCUCAUGGAGAACCUGGGCGCAGGCUAAAUACCACUUGAAGACUGUUAGUCCAGAAUCUGUUAAUUGGUUAAAGGACUCUGAUGUCACUUGGCUCUAUGGACCUAUCUACAAGGAAAAUGGCGAUGAAGAUACGGAGAAGAAGUACGGAUCAGAUGGCGAAUCCUCUGCGCUGAACGCCAUCAAACGGGAAAAGAAGAAGAAACAGCAGAAGCAAGAAAAGGAGCAGAAGUUGAAGCAGAUGCAGCAGAAACCAAGAGUUCUUAAGCCGAUCUUGAAGAAGAGAACUGUAAGUGAAAUGUUGACCCAACCGUCAAUGAUUGUACUGCCUCCACAUCAUCACCAUACUCAGGGGAGAAAAUCGCCCAUUAAUACCGAUUCCAAUAACCCUUCACCGCCUCUGUUUGAGGAUGACUUUGACUUAAUAUCGCAGAGGGUCAACGCACAGUACAAUAAGCAGAACAAACCACAGGCUAUGUCGGUAGCUACUGCAGCUACUGGUAGUGGUAACGGUGAUGGUGUCACGACCCCAGCACAAGAACAAGCACAAGAACAACCAGUGAAGCGUCAUAUUCAUUUCAACGAUCGUGUUGAACAGUGUAGAUCUAUCAAUCCACCAGAUCCAAACGAUGUUGUUGUUAACCAUGAAGUGGACACUGAUGAUUAUUAUGACAAUUAUGACGACAACGAUGAUGACGAUGGGGAUGAUGAAUCUGACGAUUCCGACGAUGAAGGUGGGUUUUUCUUGAGGGUUAAAUCGCCAUCUUCGGCACAGUUACAUGGCAAGGAGUUUUUAUCUAUGAGUGUUUCCGAGGGCAAUGAAGGGUUGAGCAACAACAGUUCCUCUUCUUUGGUUGGAGGACCAUCUCCGUCGAGAUACCAGACAAUUGAGCUGUUGCCUUCAACAACUUUGAACUACGGUUCUGAUUCUGAAAGUGACGAGGAGAAAUUUGUGAUGUCACAUAGAACUAAUACCGGAAGAGGUUACAACUACAUGUACGACUACAACUCGGUUUAUCAAGGGAACACCGACCAUUUGGUGCACAUUGGUAACACUGAUUAUGAAGUUGAAGACCCACCACAGCAUUUGGAAGGUGUUACUAUGCUCGACGUUCCUGAUUGUAUCAAACUAGGAUCCAACCUGGCCGUGGACUCACCUCAACCUCUGAGCAUUGAACAGCGACCAGAGUUCCAGCUUCCAGAGGUGGAACGGACCGAAUCCAACAGAAGUGGGUUUUCUCUCCACGCUGACUCUGACUCUGACUCUGAAUCCGAUAACGAUCAUGCCUCUCAGCAAAGACAAGCCACGAGCUCUCCUGCAGGUUCAGUCACUGGCACAUCAAAGAACAAUAACAUAACAAAAGUCAGCACAUCACCGAGCUACGCUUCUCUAAGUGACGUUGCCGCACAGGGCUACAUUCAAAGCAGUAUAAAGGAUAGCCUUUCAAGCGUGUUUAGAAAAUCACAGACUGAUUUGAACGAAUUGCAGAAGGACUUUAGUGCCUUGAGCUCGGGUUCUGAACAUGAGUCCAAGCAACCUGCGCUUCUGGGCUCCUGGAAAAAAAACUGAUCACCAUUCUCUUCGAAUACAUAAUAACAGGCUUCGAGAAAGCCAAAAGAUAAGUUGGCGUUUUAUAGUAAUGUUGUAUACCUUUUCUUAUACCCAAACCAGUAGCAG
Molecule: messenger RNA, 2472 nt
Organism: Williopsis jadinii
Lineage: Eukaryota; Fungi; Ascomycota; Saccharomycetes; Phaffomycetales; Wickerhamomycetaceae
Gene: REG1
Product: protein phosphatase regulator REG1
Exons: 1
Coding region: 136-2364 (742 amino acids)
Biological process (GO): protein catabolic process in the vacuole; cellular response to glucose starvation
Source: RefSeq, a predicted model, not a curated record